Messenger RNA from Cladophialophora immunda, 783 nucleotides. RefSeq lists its product as uncharacterized. The coding region runs from base 1 to 783 and encodes 260 amino acids. NCBI's taxonomy places the organism in Eukaryota, Fungi, Ascomycota, Eurotiomycetes, Chaetothyriales, Herpotrichiellaceae. The transcript is spliced from 2 exons. The record is from RefSeq and is a predicted model, not a curated record.
AUGAGUGGACACUGUACUUGUCACGUAGUCAUCGGCAAUCGUGGCGAUUCCACGUCCAGGUCAGCCCUGGAUUCACCUAAAGAUGACCACGCACUUUAUAACGCACACUCCCAUCGCACGACGGAUCACACCGUGGCUGAGGUCAAAGCAUAUCACUUGCCGCCGACUGCAAAGAUUCCGAAUUCACCAUAUCCUCUCCUCCACUACCGAAAUGCUCUCCCAGGGGGCAAGGAAAGGAAUAUGCAGCUAGCAUUCUACGACAGGUUCGUCAAGAAUGGGUGGUCCGUACAGUGGAUGACACGAUAUGGAAAGACUCAGAGCUCUCGUUACCACUCAUCCGCCUAUGAGUGCAUGGCGGUGCUGAAUAGCACUACAAUAAUCCGCUUCGGUGUGGCCGACACGUUCGAUGACCUCGAAGAGAAUACUAACGGUUUAGGAAAGGAAGAUGGAGGAGCGGACCUGAAAGCCAAGCCAGGCGAUGUCUUUGUCAAUCCGGCCGGCGUCUCGCAUAAAACGUACAAUACCCCACCGUUGGAAGAAUUCAAGCUCCUGACUCCGGGGGAUACACAUCGGAUCACUGCCGAGGACGAAAGGGCUACGAUCGAGGAGGUUAAGGUGUCCGGAUUCUGCAUAAUCGGCUGCUACCCCAAUGGAAGCGUGUGGGAUUGGGCCUUCGGCGGAGACAGUGAGGGGAACUACGAAACGGUCUGGGCAGUGCCCAAGCCAGAGAAAGAUCCCAUCUUUAGUACCACCUCAGAGGGCUUAGUGGGACUGUGGAAAUGA